UAUUCUGCUUUGAUGGCAGAAUUGGGCGAAAAAGCUCCUGCGGGAGCAGCUGCUGGAAUGUUUCCACCUGCAACUUCAACUGGCGUGAAGCCAGCAAUGCCAUUAGGCGCAUUCCAAGCUCCUCCUGUACGCCCGCGUUUUCCUCUUGCGGGGCCUCCAACACCAAUUGUGCGUGUCAACUUGGCGAAGCCUGGAAGUCAACCUCCUGGAAAUCAUCCGCCUGGAUAUCAGCCUUGGGCAAGCGAAGCGCAAGGUAACUUUUAUGGAUUUUCUGGUCUUCCUGGUCAAGAUCCGGCUGCUGCAGCGGCUGCAUGGGCAGCGUGGCAAGGCUAUCCUACACCUGUUCCACCUCCUCCGAACACUGGUGCUGAUGGUGGUGGAUCUUCAACAGGGGGUGGGUUGGCAAUGUUUCCACCUCCACCACCUCCUCCGCCACCAGUGCCUAAAGCGGAGGUUAAGGAAGAAUUUGGAUCGAUCUUUUCGGCACCGCCACCACCGAAUUAAUCAUUUUAGGUCAUAAAGUUUUUUGGGGUUGGAAAUUUUUCAUUAAAUCUAAAAAACUGUUCAUUCCUUUGUCUUAAAUAAUUUAAUUUAAAUAUUUUUUAAAGUUAAAAGCAUAAAUGAACAGUUUUGGCCCACGAAGGUCUCUGAUAAUUUGGCUCGUUUUUGUUUUAUUUUUAUUAAUAUUUUCUUUGAUCCUUUCCAAUUGCUAUAUAUAUUUUUCA
Messenger RNA from Meloidogyne enterolobii, 725 nucleotides. The record is from the annotation of a GenBank genome assembly. Lineage: Eukaryota; Metazoa; Nematoda; Chromadorea; Rhabditida; Meloidogynidae.